This is a messenger RNA of Cryphonectria parasitica EP155, 348 nucleotides long. RefSeq lists its product as uncharacterized. Gene Ontology annotation, cellular component: Fanconi anaemia nuclear complex; FANCM-MHF complex. The transcript is spliced from 3 exons. Gene Ontology annotation, molecular function: protein heterodimerization activity; chromatin binding. The coding region runs from base 1 to 348 and encodes 115 amino acids. Lineage: Eukaryota; Fungi; Ascomycota; Sordariomycetes; Diaporthales; Cryphonectriaceae. The record is from RefSeq and is a predicted model, not a curated record. Gene Ontology annotation, biological process: resolution of meiotic recombination intermediates; replication fork processing.
AUGGCUGAUCAGGUGGGAGAGGAAGAGGACAUCCGCGAGCGCCUCAAAGCUGCAUUGUGGUUUGCGGUCGGAAAGAUGGUAGACGACGACUCCCUAAGGCGAAACAGGAACGCGACGCCUCAGUUUAUCGGAGCUCUCACCGAGAUGGUCUGGACUCAGAUCGAAAAUGUGGCUCAGGAUUUGGAAAGCUUCAGUCGCCAUGCGGGGCGGACGACAGUCCAGACCGAUGAUGUGCUGCUGCUGGCGAGGCGGAAUGCAGACCUGCACAGUAUCAUCAAGGACUUUGUGGAUGAGCUGCAUGCGGCGAAGGCCGGCAAGGGCAAAGGCAAGGGUCGCGCAAGGCGAUGA